Messenger RNA from Magallana angulata, 2888 nucleotides. RefSeq lists its product as uncharacterized. Lineage: Eukaryota; Metazoa; Mollusca; Bivalvia; Ostreida; Ostreidae. The transcript is spliced from 2 exons. The coding region runs from base 24 to 2705 and encodes 893 amino acids. The record is from RefSeq and is a predicted model, not a curated record. Gene Ontology annotation, biological process: protein polyubiquitination; negative regulation of translation; proteasome-mediated ubiquitin-dependent protein catabolic process. Gene Ontology annotation, molecular function: translation repressor activity; ubiquitin protein ligase activity; zinc ion binding.
UUACGACCUAGACUCUCUACAUCAUGAACAAAUCAAGCACCCUAUAUACCGUACGUCAGUGUUCUGAGUGUCCAGGGGACGCAGAGUACCAUUGUGAACCAUGUCCAUGUUAUCUUUGCCUCCAAUGUAAAGAGAAGCAUGUAACAGAUCUCAAGACAAUAGACCAUGAGUUGGUGAUAUAUCCUGAACAAUUUAAUUGCAUUCCAACGAACGAAUUGUGUAUAAGACAUCCCAGCUACGUAUAUAGUAUGUAUUGUGAACCUUGUGAAGUUCCUGUCUGCUAUCUGUGUUCAGAGCAUAGAACACACCGUUGGAUGGAUCUUCAAAGAGCUUAUAAAACAAAGCAACAACAGCACAGAAGAACCAUUCAAACCAUCAGAAGUGAGGCUCUUUUUUACAGACCUGUUCUCCUGGCAGGAAUCAAAGCUGAUGUCAAGGCAUGUCAAACAGAAUUAUAUCAAUCAGUGAUAUUAACAAAGGCCAAGACACUAAAGAAUCGCAUUGAUAAAAGCUUAGAGAAUGUUGAUUACAAACACAGAUGUUUCAAACAGAAGUUAGAAACAUAUAGAUAUAUUGCCAUCCUACAAAGGUAUGAACAGAUCUAUCAACAGUCAGCAGUCAGUCCGCUGAAGUUCAUUUCAUGUACAAAGAAAGAUCGCCUCCCAAAGAUACUUCUUACACUCCACACCACCAAGCUUUUAAUGCUUGGGUCACUCAACAAGAAAGGUGUGACUGAGUUAUUGAAUGCAAUCCAAAUGAAAGAGAGGGGAAAACGACACAUAAGAAAUGAUCAGUUGCUUACCCCGAUGUCUGCUCUCACAGUGACAAGUGUUGAUAGUUGUGAUCACAUAUCCUGUGUUACAUCAGACUUGGUUUGGGUCAAACGUUGGACAAAGCUUAUCUUAACAAACACAGCAGGUGAAAAUCUACAUUGUAGGGAUGAUACAUGCAUUAAAUUACAAUGUGGAGCACAUACAGUGAACAGUGAGAGGGAAAUAAUUUACAUAGAUAAUGACUAUAACGUUAAAAAACUGUCAAAAAAUAUGAAAACAAUUACCACAUUUAUAAAAUCAACCCCCUCAGGGUUUGGUCCUCGGUGUCUGUACUGCUCCCCGGUCAGUGGCGAUCUGCUUGUCGGCGUGUCACUUAAGGAUACUGAUGACGAAUUGAUGGAACUUUUUGGGAUGUGUGCUAUAUGUAUACCAGCAAUAUACGUAGUUGAAAGGUACAACCAGACCGGACAACUAAUUCAAACAAUUGAACGCGACAACACAGAUGACCCAUACCUGAUUUUUAACUACAAGUAUCCUAAUUAUAUAACAGAAAAUAACAAUGGGGAUAUUGUGGUUUCUUACACUACCGAUAGUCCUGAAUACGGUUCUGUAUUGGUGAGAGAUCGUGGAGGAAAAUAUCGUUUUAAUUACAAAGGCCCUCCAUCAGGAUCUGAACAAUUAGAUCCGCGUGGAGUCUGUAUUGACGCGCUGUCACACAUUCUGGUCUGUGAUGGUAUAACUAAUACAGUACAGAUGUUAGACUGUGACGGUCAGUUCCUGUCACAUCUUCUGAUUAGACCAUCAGGGAUAUUCUCACCACGCAGCCUGAGUUAUGAUGUCAACACCCACCGUCUAUGGGUUGGAUCCGAGAGAAACAACAAAGUGUGUGUUUUUAGAUAUAUAACCCGAAAACACACUCUGGCGGACCAAGAUAAACGCCAUGAUGUGAUGGAGUCACUACGUGAAAUACCAGCCAUUAAGACACAAGGGAAUAGGUGUCUGCUGAAACUGGUGCAUCCCUUUAAGUUACUUGAAAAAAUAAUUAUGCCUGAUGAUCUUAAUUGUACCCACAUUUCCCUAUUGACUGCAAGCCGGGCCUGGGUCAGUGACUCGUUAGGCAAUCUUUACUUAACAAGCAAAACAAGUAAAAUUCUACAUCGCAUAGUCAAUUUGCUUUAUGGAAGCUCAGGAUCACAUACGGUUAACGGCAAGUGUGAACUUAUUUAUAUAGACACGGACUAUAACAUCAAUAAACUAAGAAAAGAUUUGAGAGCAUGCUCUGUAUUCAUUAGGAAAAUAAAAGACUCUAUAUGGAAACCACGGUGUGUGUUCUGCUCCCUGUCCACUGGGGAUCUACUUGUGGGGAUGUAUUCUAACGAUCUAGACAUAGGCAAGGUAACCCGGUACAACCAAAGCGGACAACUGACGCAAACCAUACAAGACGACGGCACAGGACUGGAACUAUAUUACAAACCAAGCUUUAUAGCAGAGAACAACAAUGGGAAUGUCGUGGUGUCAGACUCUGAAUGGUCAGGCUAUUACUCUGCGUCUGGUGCUGUAGUUGUGACAGAUCGUUGUGGAAAGUAUCGUUUCUCGUAUACAGGACAUCCACCAGGAUCAGGAAUACGACCAAGAGGAAUCUGUACCGACGCGCUAUCAAACAUUGUGGUGUGUGAUGAUAGAACCCAAGAACUACAUAUUUUAAACAGUGACGGUCAGUUUCUGUCUCUUCAUCUGCCACCAUCAUCAUAUUUUCAACAACGCAGCGUUAGUUACGAUGCCGAUACCUACUGUCUUUGGGUUUGCUUUGACGGCGAGCUUCAUGUCUAUAAGUAUAUAUCGCUGCGGGACUCACAAACAGGUGGUGAAGGUUUGGAGGAAAAGUUUGUGAGCAAACAACAUGGAAAAAGUGAUAUGGCAGCAAGUUUUUAAUCUUUAUUUAAUGAAAACAGUUUGUUGAUGGUGACAACAAAUAGUUUUACUUAUAAAUUUCAUUCCAAUUUAAGAAUAUUACCAAUAUAAUGACCGUAAAGAUGAUAUUAUUACUUAUUAGGUUAGUUACUGACUCACUACGGAAAUAUAUUGGGUUGAUCAAUCUCAUAGAUGGCGAGGCGA